GUCCUGCUCUUUUCAGGGCAGCAGACAUGUGGACUGGACCUUGUUCCUAACUGUUUAUGUGACCUGCCGUUAGGAACAAAGCUAAAAUUAAAGGAAAAAAAUAAGGAAACUACUCGGUUUUUGUUACUGAUUGAAGUGUUGGGAACAUGAAGUGGGGCUUGUGGCUUGGAGUCGUCCUCCUCACCUGUGGAAUUCUGUGUUGGGGAGUAAAAAUCCUGGACAUCCCAGAGUACGAUGGCCAGGAUCGUGUCCAUGAACUGACCAACAAAAACUACAAGGCUGUGAUGAAGAAGUACGACGUCAUGGUGAUCUAUUAUCAUAAAGCUGUUGGAGAAAACCGCAUGGCCAAGAAGCAGUUCGAAGUGGAAGAGCUCGCUCUUGAGUUGCUAACAAGCCCUGCUGCCCUCACCUACCAGCUUGCCGCCCAGGUGCUUGAUGACUUCAAUGAUGAGGAUAUUGGAUUCGGACUGGUAGAUGCGAAAAAGAAUGUUGAUGUUGCCAAGAACUUGGGUUUGGAUGAAGUUGACAGCAUUUAUAUCUUCGCUGAUGACGAGAUCAUUGAAUACGAUGGCGAGAUGGCUGCAGAGACACUGGUAGAAUUCCUCUAUGAUGUUAUUGAGGAUCCGGUGGAGAUCAUUGACAACGAAGCAGAGCUAAGAGGCUUAUUUAGCCUUGUUGAGGAUAUCAAGUUGGUGGGAUACUUUAAGGAGGACCAUUCCCGACACUUUAUUGAAUAUGAUGAUGCCGCUGAAGAGUUUCAUCCCUUUGUCAAGUUUUUUGCCACUUUUAAUAUACAAAUUGCCCAAAAACUUAAACUGGAUCUGAAUGAGGUGGUUUUUUAUGAGCCUUUCAUGAAUGUGCCUACGCUAAUCCCAGGGAAACCUUACACCAAGGCUGAGCUCAUUGACUUCAUUGAUAAUCACAAAAGGCCAACUCUAAGAAAACUAGAACCUCACAGCAUGUAUGAGACCUGGGAGGAUGACAUUAAUGGACAACAUAUUGUAGCCUUUGCUGAAGAAUCUGAUCCUGAUGGUUUUGAAUUCCUGGAGAUUCUAAAGGAGGUAGCCCGUGAGAACAAUGAAAACCCUAAUCUGAGCAUCAUCUGGAUCAACCCCGAUGACUUCCCCCUGUUGGUACCCUACUGGGAAAACACCUUUAGCAUUGACCUUUCCUUUCCACAAUUUGGUGUGGUGGAUGUAAAGGAUGCUGACAGUGUUUGGAUGGAAAUGGAUGAUGAGGAGGACAUGCCCACUGCGUAUGAGCUGGAUACCUGGAUUGAGGAUGUACUGGCGGGCAGAAUUGACCUUGAUGACGAUGAUAACGACGAUGAUGAUGACGAUGACGACAAUAAUGACGACGAUGAUGAUGAUGAAUGAAUUCCAUGCAUCAUCUCAGGGACUACACCAUAUUAAGUGGCACUAGCCCACAAUAAUUUAAUGACCAAUGUGAAGUUCAAAAUUCAUCCAAGUCUUUAGUGUCUGCACAUCCCGGUCAUCACUUCCUGGUUUUGGAAGCUUUUUUGCCUGUCUAAGGCAGAAAUCCAUCUGAAUCCCUUGAUACUUCAGGGCCAUAUCAGCAUUAUUUGACUGGUCUUUUUUAUAAAGCCCUUGUGGCGUUCCAUCUUGUCAAUAUUUCUCUUCUUGUCCAAGAUCCAAUUCUCAGUGUUACUUUUAGAUGCUCUUUUAAGAGCAUUUUCUAAAAUAAAAAGGGGGCAAAUCUCUGGCUCUCUUUAGCCAUCUGAGCACUACCUAGCUACAACAUUUUAGUAAUAUUAUGUAUAUACAGUAUGCAUAUAAUAUUCCUUUUUAUACAUGUACCCUUACAAGAGAAAUAUUUCUUUGCCAUGGAGGUGGGUUUUAUACCCUGCCAUGUUUAAGAUGAAGCCUUUACAAUUUUCAGUUUUAAAAUGCUAUCGUGAACAUACAGGGAAACCAACUAAAAUCAUUUUGUGCUAUUUGUACAGAAAGAAGGAGGUUGUAUUCACCAAAAUGUCUUAAUUUGACCAUUUCUUGCUAAAAGAAAUAUAUACCUCAGAAAUAAAAGAGCGUCCAACGUUGGAAACAUGUGAAGACAAGAAGAGCAAAAAA
Molecule: messenger RNA, 2087 nt
Organism: Silurus meridionalis
Lineage: Eukaryota; Metazoa; Chordata; Actinopteri; Siluriformes; Siluridae
Gene: casq1b
Product: calsequestrin 1b
Exons: 12
Coding region: 147-1376 (409 amino acids)
Biological process (GO): regulation of skeletal muscle contraction by regulation of release of sequestered calcium ion
Cellular component (GO): sarcoplasmic reticulum lumen
Molecular function (GO): calcium ion binding
Source: RefSeq, a predicted model, not a curated record